CAAGGUUCGAGGUCCGAGGUGGAAGGGCAGCCCCUUCCCCGGGCCUGGCUGCCUCGGCCCAGGUUUUCAGCCCCCUCGUUCCGAGCUAUUUCUCGCUUUUAGAGCUCAGUGAUGUACGACCGCCAGCGUGGAGGGGGUCAAGCCCAUGGUGGACUGGGCCCAAUCUGCCCCGCGUGUGGGUGUAAGAAGAACCCUUCGCACUUCACAUUCUGCUAUGAUUGCAAGUCUCCUCUCUCUGUGUUUCGUGGUGGCCAGCCUCGCACUCUGCAGGGAGGCGCAUGGGGGCAGCAGUCUCGGCAGCAGUCUCGUGGAGGAAGGGAGGCCAGCAGCAUUGGCAGUAUCGCGAUGAUGGUAAGGGCAUGGGUCAGCGCCAGCAGUCUUUCCACAGCCGCGUCGACGACCUUCAUCGGCACAAGCAGUUGGCUGAAGGCAAGCACGAGGAUCUCUUGUCUCCAGCAUUUCGCCAGAUCAUCAGUUCGGCACGGGACACCGUGCUUGCUGAGAAGCAGGAGACCACCCCCGCCAGCCAGAAGCUGGCCAAGGCCGAGCAGGAGGCUAUCGCCACGGACAUCCUAGGACGCAACAUCCCGUUCAUCAUAGGUGGUGACUGUAAUAUCAAGCCAGGUGUUCUCGCGGCAUGGGCGCCUCUCGGCGAGUUGCAGCGUUUAGUUCGAGCUCCUGAGCAGCCCGCCUAUGUUGCAGAUGAAGGCGCUGCGGACGAGGGCAUGCCGCGCGGCGCGGAGGACUUGGCCGACUUCGCGGACUUCACCAACGCGCCCUCGUCGCCGGUCGGAGCGCCCUGGACGGCCAGCUUCCCCAGCAGCGGUGCCACCAGCCCUGCCGGCCCCGCGGAGCCGAGCGGUGACGCCGGGGGCGCCAGGCUGGGCUGGAGCCAGGACGACGUGCUUCCGAUGGAGCCGUCGCGGCGCCCCUCCCUGCCGCAGUGGCAGGCCGCAGGUGCCUCCAGCGCGCCGCCGCCAACGUCGCCUGCGGGCCCCACCACCAGCGCCAGCGCCCGCACCACUGGAGCGGAGGCAGCCGCGGCCUGGGAGGCGGCGGGGGCGGAAGCGGCGGCGGGUCUGCCCGCAGCGGCGCCGGCGCCCGCGGGGGCGGAGGCCGCCGGCGCCGAGGAGGGCGAGGAGGAGUGCGGACGCGAGCACGACGCCGACCAGAGCUCAGUGGACAGCGUGCUCGGCUCGGGCGUCAUGCGGGAUCUCUCCGCCGACGAGCUAUUCGACCGUCUUCUCAGCUCGGACAGGCCGUGACGGACUCCAUGUGCCGCUCGCGAAUCGACAGCCAGCGCGCCCCGGUAUGGCGCGCGCUUGCAGCUGAGGGGCCUCAGGCUGCCUGAGCAGCCUGCCUGGCGGUCCCCGCGGCCCGCCUGGGCUUUGCGUCGGCGGUUGCUCGCGGUCUAUCAGAGCGGCCGCUGCAAGACCAUAGUGUGUGUGCGUGUGCGCGUACGACUGGGUGGCUGCAGUUGCGUCCUUUCAGUCCAUGGUGCGCGUGGUAGACCAGCAAGUCGCCAAAAUUGUCCCGCCGAGAUAGACAGGGAGGCGCGCGUAUGGAAGGCUAUCCGAGGGCACCGCGCACGGACACCAUGAACAGUCAUCCUGGAGCUGGUUUAAGAAUUCUGACGCAGAGCUACGUUGGACCCUGUCCACCCUGCUGCAAUCCCAGCAGGGGAAUUCAAAAGGUAUGCAGUGGCUCGGCUCGCAAAGCGAGCCUGCUUCACAGCGUAUCGCGCACGUUCGGCGAUCGAACCUACGCGGUUCGAUCUGCGGCCGGGCGCUCCGCGCAGGUUUCGUAGGAUGCAGCGCUGCCCGGUCGUCCCAAUGGGCGGGAGUGUUCGCCGCGCUAGCAGACGUCUGAAAUCUGCCCCAUCCUCUCCCCUCC
Messenger RNA from Prorocentrum cordatum, 1893 nucleotides. Lineage: Eukaryota; Dinophyceae; Prorocentrales; Prorocentraceae. The record is from the annotation of a GenBank genome assembly.